AUGAACAAUAUCAUUUCGGAAACAAAUGAUAAAAGUAGUCAUGACAACAUGCAUGAUACUUAUUUGUAUUAUCCUAAUUUUAAAAUGUUCAUAAGUGAAAAUAAUAAUAAUAAUAAGAAUAAUAGGAUUCAUAAUAGUAAUAUCAGUAAUAAAUCGAAUGAAGAAAAUUUUGAAGAGUCAAGAAAAUAUAUACAUGGGGAAAUAACAAAAACACUUAAGGCUAACUCAGUUAAGAUAAAUAGAAUAUCUUUGGAUAGCCAUGCAGAAAAUAAUAAAAAGGAAUAUAUAUAUAAUGAGAAUAAUAAUAUUAAUAAUAUUAAUAAUAAUAUUGAUAAUAAAGAAAUAAGUAAUAAUAAAAAUAUUAUUAUUAAUAAUUAUAGCAACAUGAUGAAACUUAAUAAAUAUAUGACAUGCAAUGAUAAAAAUAUUGGUGCUAUCGAAAAUGAACUUGAUAAUAAUUUAUGUCGACAUAAUGAGAAUGAGAAAAAAUAUGAUAUGGUAAAUAAUAAUAAUAUUAUAAAUAAUUAUGACAUGUUGAAUAAUAAUAAUAAUAUUUUAAAUAAUAAUAACAUGCAUAAUAAUAACAUGCAUAAUAAUAAUAUUAUUAUUAAUAAUAAUAAUAAUAAUAUGAUUAAUAAUAAUAAUAUGCUGAAUAAUAAUAGCGUGCAUAAUAAAUGUAAUCAGGUUUAUGAAAAUAAUAAUGUAACAAAUAAUUCUUUCUUAAAUGGAAGAACGGACGUUUUGCCUAAUGAGUUAUUUUUAGAAGUUACCAGAAAUGAAAAUUUUGUACAAGAAUGUAAAAUAAAACAUAAUAUGGACAAUUUUGUUUUUAGUAAUGAUGAAAUGAUAUAUAAAACGAUAAAUGGUAAUAAUAAGUUGUGUGACAUAUAUAAAAAUAAUAAUAUGGAUAAAAACAAUAAUAAUAAUAAUAAUAAUAAUAAUAAUAUGUAUGAACAUGAAAUUAGUAAUAAUAUAAAUAACUUGAAAAAUAUGAAUAUUAACUUAUAUCGUAUGAACGAAUUAAACCAUGCAACAUUUAUUAAAACAAACCAAUCUAAUUUUAUAAAGGGAAAUAAUAAAGAAUGUAAAAAGGAAACUAUGAAUAAAAUUAAAAAGGUUGAUAUCCAUAAUAAAAAUUAUAAUAAUGAUAAUAUUAAUGAUAAUGAUAAUAUUAUUAUUAAUAAUAAUAAUUAUUAUAAUGAUAAUAUUAUUCGAAAUAUAACGUUUAAGCAUGUUGAUAAUAAAAAUGAUGUAAAUGAAUCUAUUGAUUAUAAUUUAUAUAAUGAAGCUUUUAUGGACAUGAACAUAUCUUAUAAUGGACUUAUGAAUAAUAAUCUUAAUAAUGUUAGCAUGCAUAACAAUAAAAAUGACGACUACAAUAUUAUGAACAGUAAUUAUAAUAUAUACAUGUAUAAUAAGAACAAAAAUCCCAAAAAACAUUAUUCGAAAAAAUUGUUUACUGAUAAGAAUGAAUAUUCAAACAUGAAUAUAAUGGAAAAUGAUUGUAAUAAAUAUAAAAAAUAUAAUAAUUUGAAGGAUAACUUUUAUAUGAAUAACAAUUAUAAAAAUAUACGUACAAAUAUGGAUUAUAUAAAAAAUAAAUCAGAAUAUUUUAUGAAACCAGAUAUGAAAGAUAAACGUUAUGCAAAUAAUAAUAUGUAUGAUGAUUUUUUUACUAUUGAAAAUAUGGAAAAAUGUGAUGAAAAAAAGGAUUACUUAAAAAAUGAAGAAUAUAACUACAAUAUGAAUUGUAAUAAUAGGUUAACAACAAAUGAAACGUACAAUUCUGGUACAUAUAAUAGUGGUAGUUAUAACAAUACAAGUUUUCAUAGUGCAAAUAUUAAUAACAAUUCUUAUGAUAAUAUAUGUUUUAAGAAAUCUAAUUAUAAUAAUGGAAUGUUUAGUAAUGCUACAUAUAAUAAUUAUACGUAUAAUAAUGCAAUUUUUUCCAAUAAUGUUUAUAAUAAUAAAACAGCAACAAAUAGUAUUCAGAAUAUUAAUAUUCAUGGUAAUAAUAAUAUUCAUGGUAAUAAUAAUGUUCAUGGUAAUAAUAAUGUUCAUGGUAAUAAUAAUGUUCAUGGUAAUAAUAAUGUUCAUGGUAAUAAUAAUUUUGACAUAUAUAUUCCACCUGCCCCUUUUGAUAGUGCUGAUAAUAUUAUUUCAAACAACAAAAAGAAUAUAAAAGAUAAUUCCUUCCAGGAUGGAAAGCAAAAAAAGAUAUUUAACAGUUUGGGUGAGAAUAACAAUUCGGUAUUUAAUAACUUAAACAAAGAGUAUAUACAUGGAAAUAAUAUGAACACCUGUUUAAUGAACGGAGUUGUGCAUAACAAGAAAGGUAAGGAAAAGAAAAUUCUUUUUCAUGAUAUGGAAAUUAAUAACAAUGAAAAUAACAUGAUGAAUGAGAAAGUAAUGGAUAGUCCUUCUGAAUCUAAUACAGGCUUGUUGAGCAGUUUCGAUUUUAGGUCUCAUUCGUCUUAUAAUAAAUAUAAUGAUAAGGAACGUAAUAAUAAUAAAAAUAAAAUGAGUAUUAAAGGAAAUUAUAAGAUGAAUAGUAUACUGAAUAAUCAAAUGAGUCAUUGCAUUGAUGUUGAUGAUGAUGAAACAUUGACUAAAAGCAACAAGAGUCAUAAUAUUUUAAAUAACAAUGGUGUUAUAAUAAAUAAGAAGGAAUGUGGAAAUUCAAAUAAUUUUUUACCUACGGACAAGCACACAUACAAUAAGAAUUUUAUGGAUAGUUAUGAUAAUAAACACAUUGAUAUCAUUAAUAAUAAUUAUGAUGAAAAUGGUUAUUAUGAUGGACAUAAUAACUAUGAUGAAUAUAAUAACUAUGAUGAACAUAAUAUGCAUGAUGGAAAUAAUAUUCAUGAUGGAAAUAAUAUUCAUGAUGGAAAUAAUAUUCAUGAUGAACAUAAUAUGCAUGAUGGAAAUAAUAUUCAUGAUGAACAUAAUAUUCAUGAUGAACAUAAUAUCCAUGAUGGAAAUAAUAUCCAUGAUCAACAUAAUAUUCAUGAUCAACAUAAUAUUCAUGAUCAACAUAAUAUCCAUGAUGGACAUAAUAUCCAUGAUCAACAUAAUAUCCAUGAUGGACAUAAUAACUAUGAUGACAUUAUAACAAAUCACACAAGUAAUAACUUUUUGAUUGGUGAUUCCAUUAAUUUUGAUAAUAAAAUAGAUAAUGAUAAUGAACUACAUAAUGGGAAAGAAGAAAUAGAAAACGGAGGGGAAAUUUUACCUGAAAAUAAAGAAUAUGUAAUAAAACUCUUUUUUGGAAAUUUAGCUCCUAUAACUACCGAAAAGGACAUGCACAAUUUAUUCAGCAAUUUUGGUAGAUGCGAUUCAUUAAUUAUAUUAAAAGAUAGAAGAAGUAAAUCACGAGGCUCUGGUUUUGUUACUUUUUAUAAUAGGGACGAAGCAGUAAAUGCCAUAAAAUGUUUAAAUAAUAAAAUAAUUUUAUCAGGUGCUCAUAAACCUUUGGAAGUUCGUUUUCCAGAAAAUAAAGAAGAAAAGAAAAUAAGAACCAAAUUAUUAAAUGCAGCAAAAUGGAAGGGUAAAAAAAUUGCGCCUAGUGGAUGUUUACCAAUAAGUACCGAAGAUAUAUUAAACCAAUCAUCCUUAACAAUGAAUAGUACAAAUAAUAUAUCCAUUUUAAAUGCGAAUGAUUCGUAUAAUAUGUUUUCAGAAAAUGAAAAUACUGUAGUAUAUGAUAAUAAAGAUAUGAAUCAUUAUGAUAAUACAAAUAUAAAUCAUUUAAAUUGGUCAGAGCAAUUUUCGGAGUUAUGUAAAACCACUAGUGAAACAACUUCUGAUACCUUAAAUAAUGAUUAUUUUAAUAAGAUGGAAGAGGUUAAAAUGGGUACUUAUAAUCGUACAUAUCGAAAGGUACCUCAUGAGAAUUACACUGACAAUAUGAAUAUUAAUUUAAUGUUACCUGGAAAUUUGGGUGAAUUCCUACCCAAAUUUUUAAUAGACAAUAAUAUUAAUAGUGGUAAUAAUGUAGUUUCGUUUGGAAAGAACAAAGAUAUUAAUAAUGUUAUUCAGAAUAAUGAUAAAAUGUAUGAUAAUAUGAACGAUAACAUGAAUGAUAACAUGAAUGAUAACAUGAAUGAUAAUAUGAACGACAAUAUGAAUGAAGAUGACAAUAAUAAUAACAAUUAUUAUGAUAAUAACCUUUUGGAUAUGAAAAAUGAGACAAUCAUUAAUUAUUUAAGCAAUAAGGGAAAAAUAAUGGAUAAUAUAGUUGUGAAUAAUAUCGACAAUUAUAAAGAAAAAAUAGAAAAUUUUAAUGAAAGAUAUUAUGAAGAUGAUUUAAGUUUCUUAAACUUUCCAGGAACCAUAACAAGUUAUGAUAAAAACCAUCAAAGAGAUAAAAGAAAAAACUGUUUUGAAGAAUAUCUAGACAAUAAUAAUUAUUUUAUUGAUAGUAAUCUAAAGGAAGUUAUAGAAAAUAAUAUAUAUUCGAAUAUGGAUAAGGAGCAAAUUGACAAAGGUAUAGAACUAAAUAUAUCACCAAGUAUAAAUGUUAUAGUAAAAGAAGAAGGUGGUAGUUUGAUUCAUGAUAAGGAUAUAUAUAAAAAAAAAAAAAAUAAUGAUGAUAUAUCUAAUGGAUAUAAUAAUAUGAAUGUACAUCAUUUAGGUUUUAAUUUAUUUGAUUUAAUAAAAAUUAAUGAUGAUGUAUUAUUGAAAAAUGAAUAUAUAAAUGGUAAUUCGCUCAACCAUGAUAUGGACAAUAUAUCAUCAACUAAUAAUAAAAAAGAUAAUAAUAAUAAUAAUAAUGAUAGUAAUAAUAAUGAUAGUAAUAAUAAUGAUAGUAAUAAUAACGAUAGUAAUGAUAGUAAUAUGCAGAGUAAUAAAUCAAUAGAUGAUAUGAUACCUUAUGAAAAUUUGAAAAAACUAAAUGAUUUAUAUAAUUUCAAGUAUAAUAAUUUUUAUGAAGAAUCAGUCAAACUUUUAGGAACCCAUCUCACUGAAGAUAUAAGUUUAAAUAACCCUGAUGUAAAUUUUAAUAAAUAUGAUGAAUACUUAAAUUUAUACAAACAAAAUGAAGGAAAUAAAAAAACAGAGGAACAGGAAGAUCAAACAAAAACAAAAGAUGAACAAAGUAAUGAUCUAUUAUCCUUAUUACCUCAUGAUUUUAAUAAAGAAAACUUUUAUUUAAAUAUUAAAAAUAUGGAAAGAAAUAAUGAUAGUUUAAGUGAUGAAAUGUUAAAAAAUUUAAUCAACCUUUAUACAAAAAAUAAAUCAUCUAUAUUUACUUCACAUAUGUUUAGUUACCUAAAUAAUGUUCUUUGUGAAAUAAAUAAUGCAUUGGAAAUAUUCAACAAAUUUAAUGCAAAUAGUUCUAUCAAAAAUAAUAGUGAUAAUAGUACCAAGGAAUAG
Plasmodium falciparum 3D7 is the source of this 5376-nucleotide messenger RNA. Its product is annotated as putative RNA-binding protein. Lineage: Eukaryota; Apicomplexa; Aconoidasida; Haemosporida; Plasmodiidae. Gene Ontology annotation, molecular function: RNA binding; nucleic acid binding. The record is from RefSeq and is a predicted model, not a curated record.